CGUACCCUGAGGAAUGAGCAUAUAAAUGAUGACACGAUCGCAAGUUUGAAGACCAACUUCACUUCUCGUAUUAUCCUUCUCUCCCCAACAACAAAUCUCAAUCGUCAUGUCUGUCCACGGCAUCAUUCGAAACGUGAAGUGGCCUGAGCUCGUGUUGACGCCGAAGGAUGGCGGGCUCGUUGGCGAGAAAUAUGGUGGUACCGUGACUCAGAGGUGGGGCGGGAAGUAUAAAUGGGACCAAAAGACGCAAGGGUAUCUGGGGACGGUCAAGAACGAUGGCAGUGGCGAUUACUUGGCAUGGAACUCGGACACGAAGGCCGUCAUGAGCCUCAAUGAGCACUGGUGGAAAAUUGUCUUCCAAGGUGGUCACGUCGGAUUCCAAGUCCCCCAUACUGCACAGAGCCCUACAGCCUUCCGUACUUUGCAACUCGAAGCUGAUAAAUCGGUCAUCCUCAAGAACCAGGAAGGGGAUCUCAUCGAUGCGCAGCUGUGGGGUAUCUUGGAAGGAUGAGCCUGUACUUGAGGAUUUCGUUUAGCCAUCUCGCGCAUAUGUGCCUGUUGACGAACAUGAUAUUCAACUGUCACGCAGAUUGGGCUGCAGCCCAGCUGUUUUUCAUGUCUUUUGUACAAGUAUGCAUUGUUAUCUGCCGCGGCACACUGUGAUCAUGACUGUUACUGUGGGAAGACUGAGAGAGACCUAAGUUCU
This is a messenger RNA of Suillus subaureus, 706 nucleotides long. RefSeq lists its product as uncharacterized. The record is from RefSeq and is a predicted model, not a curated record. The transcript is spliced from 5 exons. Lineage: Eukaryota; Fungi; Basidiomycota; Agaricomycetes; Boletales; Suillaceae. The coding region runs from base 107 to 511 and encodes 134 amino acids.